Molecule: messenger RNA, 1659 nt
Organism: Trametes versicolor FP-101664 SS1
Lineage: Eukaryota; Fungi; Basidiomycota; Agaricomycetes; Polyporales; Polyporaceae
Exons: 2
Coding region: 1-1659 (552 amino acids)
Source: RefSeq, a predicted model, not a curated record
AUGUCUUUCUCUACUGCCGUUCACGCCAAGAUGUAUCCACACGCCGCCCUCGCAACAGCAGACAUACUGCACGAGAUAUUCUGGCAUCUCAGGAUCACUGACCCCGCAGACACAUAUGAAAACUCGAUAGCAAUGGGCACCUUGUCGCGAGCCGCCCGGGUCAACAAAGCAUUCUGCGAACCUGCACUCCGGUCCCUCUGGUGGGCCUUGCCCAACGGCAUCGACCCCGUGCUGAUGCUUCUGUCUUGGUGGGACCCUUAUAAAACAUAUUUCCCAUUGUAUGAAGUCGACAUGGAACGAGAGUUCUCUAUCUCGGAAUGGACACGACUCAUCACCUAUGCUUCAUAUGUCCACUUCAUACAUCCCUCGGACUCGAAACCUCCACCGCGCCCAAUCCCGCGCAGUUUCCUGGACUUUCUCCACAUUACACAAAAUGGACGCCCCCUCUUCCCUAAUCUUCACCAGUUUACGUGGGACACAUACACGCUCCAUCAAACAGACCUAUCCCUCUUUGCGCCAACGGGGCUGCACAAACUGACCAUCCACGCGUCGGACGGCCCGAGGGAUCUCCACCGGAGGAUAAACGGAUACUUCCCCAAGCCGUUCGACUUUUCGGACCUCGAGAUGGCAUUGCGGGAACUACGAGGCCUUCGUGCACUCGACAUCCGGAGAUUCCCUGGGUCGUCCAUACAUCCAACGGUGUUGACGUUAGUCGUUCAAUUGCGGUGGCUCCAAUCCCUAUCCAUCGACCCUAUCUAUCCCGUAUUCGACAUGGUGUUUCUGCGGAAGCUCUCGCAAUUCCCUGUGCUUCGCGAGCUUGACAUAAGCGUUAUCCCCGAUUGGGGAGCACCUCUCCCGGACCUCGCCUUCCGCGGAUUCCUUACUCUUCGGAAGCUCAUCUUACGACUCCACGACAGAAUCAUGACCGUGCUCCCGAUAUUUGCGUCCCCGAACCUCACAUCCCUCUUCCUAGAAUCAUAUGCGCGAGACGCCUCAGUUAUACCCAAGGUGCUUAACCUCGUGGCCCACACCUACCGAACGCUCCGUUCGGUCACCUUCGAAUGGCCCCACGCCCAAAAGACCCACGCUUCUCACGGCCUCCUAGACGACUUCGACGCCGUGUUCGGUAACCUCCUGCUAAUCCACACCAUCGAGGAGUUCACGCUCCGCACGCCCCGCGAGCUGGUCAUCUCCACCGGCGGAAACGCCUCGCUCGCGCUCCUCGCACACUCCUGGCCCAAGCUGCGCGUCCUCAGCCUCUACGCGACGCUCCGCGGGCCCCUCACCCACACCGUGCUCGUCCCCUUUGCACGCAGCUGCCCCGAGCUCCGCAUCCUGCACCUCCGAAGCGUCAAUUUCGCCCACAUCACCCGCGAGCUGCUCGCCGGCGCGGCGCCUCGUGUACUCCCUCACGGACUGCGGGAGCUCCACAUCUGCAACGCGCUGGUCAGCUCUGCAAGCGAGCAUCUAGCGGCAGAGCUCAUCCGGAGACUGUUCCCGCGGGCGCGCUGGGACGCGCCUGCGUGGGGGCUGGGGCGCGCAUGCUGCCUGUAUGCGGGGUUUCGCUGCGACGUCGUGAUGGGGAAGCUGGUCCCGCCUACUAGCGUGUUGCGGGAAGGACCGGAUUUUUGUAUGGAGUAUAAGCGUCCGAGUCGCUGA